Messenger RNA from Pocillopora meandrina, 3077 nucleotides. NCBI's taxonomy places the organism in Eukaryota, Metazoa, Cnidaria, Anthozoa, Scleractinia, Pocilloporidae. The record is from the annotation of a GenBank genome assembly.
AUGGCGACGCUUUCGACGAUAACACUGUCCCUACUUAUGCUACUUUUAGCUUUUCUAUUUGUCAACUCGGCUUUUUCAGCACGGAUUGCAGGGUUUCAUGCAAUAGGAGGAUCACAGUACAUUAACACGAGGAACGUUUUAGAGGAACUGGCCUCAAGGGGACACGAGGUGAACCACUUAAUUACGUAACAUGAGUCUCGCUGCACGCUCACAUAAGUUUAUCUCACUGAUUUGAUGAUGAUCUCCAAUUUUUUUUCUGUUAUAGAUAUAUCGUACGGAUAUAACAAUUUAUGAUGAUAAUAGUUAUGAUUAUUACAAUUAAACAAUAAUACUAAUAAUGAUGGCACUAAUAAUAAUUCUUUCUAUUUGUUAUUAUUAUUAUUAUUAUUGCUAAUAGUCUCAUUUCAAUGUUAUUAGGAAUUUUUUUCUAAUUUGGGCACCUGCGAACAAUGUAACCCUGACUGACCAAAGUGAUAAAUUUCUCCUUUCAAGAUCAAUACACAUCAAGGAGAAAGGUGAUUCAUGUAACUAUGUACUUGAUUUUGAAAGGUUGUACUGGUUGUUGCAUCAUCUUUUAAAAAAUUCAAACCAAGUGAGAAAGUGCCACACAAGAUCUACCAAGUGCCAUAUAAACCAGGCUUCAUAGAGAAAACUAUGUUACCACUCGAACUGGAGGGGAAAAUGCUAGAGCUGAUGUUCAAAAUGAAAGAUGUCUUCCAAGUUAUGUGUGAAAGUGCCUUAACUUCUGCUGAAGUUCUGAAAGAGCUGCAGGAUUGUGACCUCCUCAUUUAUGAUACUACCUCUUUCUGUGCUGCAUUACUUGGUGAACGCCACAACAUCCCUCUUGUUGAGUUGUUGCCUUUGUCUCCAAAUGGCCCAGCUGCUUCUUUUCACAUGAUACCCAUGCCACUUUCUUAUGUUCCUGUUCUGUUAACCAGAUUUACCGAUAAAAUGACUUUCAUGGAACGUGUGACAAAUUUGGCAUAUUACUUUGGUCAGAAACUAUUUAUCAGCAUGGCAAUUAACAAGCCAAUGAAUGCCCUUAAACUCAAGUACAACAUAGUAGUUGAAAGGAGCUUUGAAGAAGCCAUUGCCAAUGUAGAACUGCUGUUGAUACUUGCAGAUUUUGCACUGGAAUAUCCCCAACCUCUGUUACCAGGUAGGAAAUGUUAGGGUGGUUCACAGUACUUUAACAGCACUUCUUCUUUCUCAUCAAAUUUUUACAACCACAAGCUAUUACAACUCUACAUCAGUUACUGGUAAAACUAUUAAAUGACACAUGUUUAAUUUCAGAAUUUCCCAUUUACUAGUGAGGUAGUAUUGUCACAGACUUUUAGGAGUUGAAAGAGCAUAAGAUUCUUAUCCCAAGAGUUAAUUGCACCUGGAUUUAGCUUAGAAUUUUUCCUGAUUACAUUUGGCACCCAAGGAUUAGGGAAUUGAAGAUUCCAAAGAUUUUUCAAGGUUCCUAAACAGUAAAGACACAAUCUUGUUUCAGUUCCUGUUCCAAAUCUAAGAACCAGAAUUAGUCAAAUAAAGCAUUUAAAAGCUAAAAAGAUUUUUCCACAACAUAUCUUUGACAGGCCAAAUCAUGAUUGGGCCUCUGAAUGUGAAAGAUGCUCAACCUCUCCCCUCUGAUUUAGAAGAAUUUAUAAGCAAUUCAGGAGAUAAUGGUUUUAUCAUUUGUUCCUUUGGUUCAAUGGUGGCAUCAAGCCUUCAAAGGGAGAAAGUAGACAUGUUAGCUGCAGCGUUUGGAAAACUGAAACAAAGAGUUGUUUGGAGAAUUAAAGGUAUUAAUUUUAGAGUUAUUGAAAAUGUAUUUUCCAUCUGCUCUUACAAUCUGAGUUACUUCUUAAAAAGUCAUUUAUUUCAUCAAUUGAUCUGUUCAAUGCAAUUGUCAUUCCAUUUCUCUGUAUAUCAAACAGCAACACGUUGAUGCUUACUCCAAACAAAUUACAGUCAUGUUAACUGCAAGUAACUUCAAUGAAUAAACCUUGAUUCCAAGAAAAUGCAGCAAGCAAAUGGCAACAGAUAAAACAGGAAAGCAAAUUGGAGUAAAUGAGAAAAUUCAAGCAAUCAGCAGCAGACAAAAUUUAUGUUAUCCACAAGCAAAUUGUAAGUAAGGAAAAUGAGUGCAACCAGUUUGCAAUUGGAAAGCUCAGCAUUGCUGACCAAGGAUGCAAUGUCUUGAACUUGACUCUCUGAUAUGAAUCCUUUGUCUCUCUGAUAGGUUACAUCCCAUCUGAUCUCAGCUCAAAUGUCAAAGCUAUGGACUGGUUACCCCAGAAUGAUCUUCUGGCUCACAAGGACAUCAAAGCUUUUGUCUCCCAUGUGGGACACAACAGUCUUUAUGAGUCUGCAUAUCAUGGAGUUCCAUUAGUGGCAUUUCCACUGGGUGGAGACCAGGAUAGUAAUGCUAAGAAAGCAGAGCAUUUAGGCAUUGGUUUAGUUGUGGAUCAUAAGAGCAACAAUGAUGUGAAGCUGUUUGAAACAAUUGAGAAAGUUAUCAAUGAAUCACGGUGUGUAAUGUGGUACAUUUUGUAAAAUCAAAUGUUUUAUUAUGAUCAAUACCUAUAGAUUAUAUUAACAGUAAUUUCUUAGCAAUAAUAUUUCACAUCUACCCAUUUUGAUUUUGGGAUAGUCCAUGAUUUGAUGGCGGUUGCUGCAUCAUCAGCACUGGACUUGACUAAUUGCAUAAUGACCAGUUGGUUGUUCUUUUUCAUUAUAUGGAAAAACAUCACAUAGCAUAUAACUUAAAAAAUUUCUCAGCUGAAAAAAAAAUCUACCCUUUCCACAGAUUUAAAGAAAAAGCAAAGCACAUUUCUGGUUUGUUGAGGGAUCGUUCACAAACACCUCUUCAAGAAGCUUGCAACUGGAUAGAAUACACACUCAGACAUGGUGGAGCUAAGCACCUCAAAGCCCAAGUGUUUAAGGUCCCCUGGUAUCAGUAUUAUUUACUUGAUGUUAUUGCCUUCCUGUUAGCAGUAGCAACUGUUACUCUCAUUGUGAUACGAUUAAUGUGUAGAUUUUUAUGCCGCAUGUGUUUUAAAAAGGGUGAUGGUAAAACUAAGAAGGAUUAA